GAAGGCCACAGAAUUUACUCACCCACACACACCAUCGACCCCUCCGUAACGCACAGUGUGAUACGCAGAGAUAGCGAUCGAGCCGAGCGCCAUGGCCGAGGAGGCAACAAGGGCGGUCAGGGAAGAAGAGCUGUCGCCGGUGGCGGAGGGGGCGCCCGUGACGGCCCGGCGGCCCGUCCGAGCGGACCUGGAGAAGCGCAUCCCGAAGCCCUACCUGGCCCGAGCCCUGGUGGCGCCGGACGUGUACCAUCCCGGAGGGAGCAAGGAGGGCGGGCACCAGCACCGCCAGAGGAGCGUGCUGCAGCAGCACGUCGCCUUCUUCGACAUGGAUGGCGACGGCGUCAUCUAUCCAUGGGAAACUUACCAAGGACUGAGGGCAUUGGGCUUCAACAUGAUCGUCUCCAUCCUCAUCGCAAUAGGCAUACAUACUACCCUGAGCUACACAACUCUGCAUAGCUGGGUGCCAUCUCUCCUUUUCCCAAUCUACAUCGACAACAUCCACAGGGCCAAGCAUGGGAGCGACACCGCGACUUAUGACUCAGAGGGAAGGUACAUGCCGGUGAACUUCGAGAACAUAUUCAGCAAGAACGCCUCGCCGGAUAAGCUCACAUUCCGGGAAAUCUGGAUGAUGACCGACGGCCAACGGCAGGCGAACGACCCAUUUGGAUGGGUGGCGAGCAAGGGGGAGUGGAUGCUGCUGUACAUGCUCGCCAAGGACGAGGAGGGGAACCUUCCGAGGGAGGCUAUUCGCCGCUGCUUCGACGGUAGCCUCUUCGAGUUCAUCGCCGACGAGAGGAGGCAGGCACACGGGAAGCGGCAGUAGCAUGCAACGCUGCCGGCCCGGAACGUCUUCAUGUGUAUUGUGUAAGACUGUGGACUAGCUACCGCCUCAUGUAUUCCUACCAUGAAGUAAUAAGUUGUGCCCUCCUCAAAGUUUCAUCAGGAAAAGAAACACCGUCGUCGUUUUCAAUGAUAAUUUGAAACAAUUGAGGCUGCUCGCAUGGAAUUGCCAUUAGUUGGGUAACGGCUCAACAAUUUGCAUUCA
Molecule: messenger RNA, 1045 nt
Organism: Triticum urartu
Lineage: Eukaryota; Viridiplantae; Streptophyta; Magnoliopsida; Poales; Poaceae
Product: peroxygenase 1
Molecular function (GO): monooxygenase activity; calcium ion binding
Source: RefSeq, a predicted model, not a curated record